CACUUUUGUUAAUUCAUUCAUCUCAUUUAAUGUAGUGCAAUUCAAGGAUAGCUGACUUCAACAUCAAUUAUUUGUAUACCAUAAAAUAAAUUAAAGCGCUUUGUUUUGUACCCUACUCAAUUUAUGGUUAUUCCCCUAUGUCUACAGUUUAUUUGCACUUUUUCCUUAAAAAUGCAUACAAGGAGUGAAGAAUGGUUCAAUUAUGAUGUGACGUCAGCUCAUCGAGUCGUUGACUUGUUUUAAGCCAUGUUGAUAAGUGCCGACUACUUGGUCAAGGUGUACACAGUAAUCACAAUCAGUAGUUGAAGUUUUCAAGUACAGCUCAGAAUUAGUCACAUUCUCUUUUGUUACUCUAAGUAAUUCUUUCUUUUCGAACUGCAAUUUGAGCCAAUGCAUAUUUGCAUUAUAUCUUGUUUUAUUUGUAACUGUGAUGUAAGAGGUGACUCCAGUGACUAAAAAAUAUUCUGACUUAUACUAUUCAGUUUGUCGUUACUAUUCUUAAAAGCAAUUUAUUGUUUAUUCACUUCCCUAGAUUUGUCUGACAUCCAGUGAACUUUAACGUUUUGCUUCAUACGACAAUGAAAUUAAUCCGUAUUCCAUCAUUUAUCAUGGUGACUAAAUUUUAUUUACUAUUGUUAUUCUUUUUGGUGAGUUCGGAUAAAAAUGUUGUUUUAAAUAACAAUCCAUCUGAUUUUUAUCAACAAAUAAAUGCUUGGCCAGAUUUUCAAUUGGCAGCAUUCACUGAUUUAAAUGCUGAUCGUCGAAUGGAUAUUAUAUUUGCCAAUGGCGAUGGUUCGAAAUUAUUUGCUGUUCUACAAUCUGACAAUAAAGGUUUUCAAUCCACUUCACCAAUACUAUCUAGUGUGAGAUUUUCUCCACCUGUUGAAAUAAUUGGUAAUUAUUUGUCUAAGCCUGUUCGUGGUGUUGCUGCUUCUGAUUUCAAUGGAGAUUCUCGGACUGAUCUUUUACUAGUCACCGGUAGUUCAGAUGGGGGACCAUUUGAUGUAUAUGUAGCUUAUGGCUCAAGUGGUGAAUAUCGUGGGAAAUUCGGUUCACCAAAAUUUCUGGAUACUUUUACUUCUCAACCAUUAGUAUGCGAUUUAAAUUCUGAUAUGAUUGCUGAUGUAUACGGCGAAGUGUCAGGACAUCGAGUAGCAUAUAUAGGCGGAAAUGAGCUUACGAAAUUAUCCACUGCCUAUUCUGGCCCUUCAUGGUCUCGACUUGGUUAUUCAGCUUUCGGGGAUAUCAACAGAGAUGGUGUUCCUGAUAUUGUAAUCCUUGUGGAUAAUGAGAAUACACAACAAUUACAGGUGAUACUACGUACUCAAUCAUCGAUUGGUUCUUUGCCUGAUGUAACUAAUGCUGAAUUAAUUGAUCUCGAUCCUAAGUUAUUAAGUACUCCACAAUCUGUUUUGGGAUUAUUCGUGUUGAAUGAUUUCGACUAUGAUGGCUCAAUUGAUUUACUUCUACCUGUAUGCAGAGACGCUAAAUGUUUGGAUACCAGUAGUAUAUAUAUAUAUUCUUUCAAAGAUCGAAAGUGGUUCCCUGUUAAUGUAAUAUGGGAGCCUUCAAAUGUUAAAGAAAAUACUAUGCGAUGGUCUUUAACAUCCACUCCACAAAUAAGAUCUGGUUUAUUGACUAGUUCAUUAAUUGGUCCAGCAGUUGGUGAUGUCAAUAUGGAUGGCAAACCUGAUUUAGGUUUAGGUGUUACGAGUUGGUCAAAAAGUGAUCAAAAUAUGGGUGUUUAUCCUGGAGUGUUCGUUAAUAAAGGAUUAAAUUCUAAUGGAAUUCUCACUUUUCAACUUACUCUACUUCCGGGCGUUCAAUUGCCACCAGACAAUACUAGACUACGUCAGUUGGCAUUUUUUGAUCAAUCUGAUGAUAGUAUUUUGGAUUUCUUUAUGGUUUCUUUAAAUCCCCAUGAUCAACCAUCAGCCCAGUUAUUCCUGAGUACUGUGGAUACUGAUCCAUACUUCUUAAAGGUUACUGUUCUUAACGGACUUUGUUCAUCUGCGGAUUCAUGUUCAGAUGGUAGAUUACCUUAUGGUCUUAUGGUACCUGGAAUAAGUUCAUACCUCAACACUGAAGCUGCUGCUGGAGGUCGUCAUCUUUCUGCUGCACUUUUAAGUUCACAAAGUUGUUGUAGUGCUCUUCAAGUACCGUUUGAAAUAUUUGGUUUAGGUCAAUUUGCCAAUUAUGUUGAAAAAUUAACAAUUUCUAUACCACCAUCGAGAGAAGUAAAUCGUUUAUUUUCAAAAAUUAUUUGUCUUACAUUUUGGACUACUUUUAAUUUAUAUACAUUUAUAUAUAAUUAUCAAAAGUGGAAGAAUUAUUUAAUAAUAUGAGAAUGGUACCUAGGCAUUGUCUUAUAUGAAUUGACAAUGUUGGUCGAUUUUUCGUAGUUAAUGCAAAAUGUGGCUACUUAUUUAAGGCUGGUAUUAUUACUUAACUAUUUAAUAAUUUUUGUAUUUCAAAUAUUUUCUUAAUGUUUGAUUUAUAAAUGUUAAAUAAAAAUGUUUUUAGCAAAUAAGCUGUAGUAAUUUUGAACAAUUAAUAAAAUGGAUUUUCAGUUACUUCACUGUAGCUCCAAAUUCUAUUCUACCUAAUUUAGUUAGUAUGGUAGAAAAAUAUUUAUAAUUAUCACAUCAAAAUUUGAUCUGAAGCAUAGUAUAUAAUGUGUUCUUGGUAAGCGAAAUCCACCAAAAAAACAAACUUGGUCAAUUUCUUUAAUUAAAUUAAUGAGAAAUAUUGUUUGCCUUGACAGUUUAAUCAUGUGUCAUACUUUUCUGUUUUAUAUGGUUAGCUUCGUGGACUGAUCUUAGUUAAAUAACCAUUAAAAACCAGGAAACACUAGACAGCUGCUGCAUCCUACUACAAGACUACCUGACAAUGUGCACCUAGAACCCUCAAGUUUUUGAGUGAGCGCCUAACCUUCAGACUACUGAGCUCAUAUUCAGUAGUUUAUAUAGUUUACCAACUCUCGAUAUUGCGCAGCCGUCUGUUUUUGUGCAAAGACUGGAAGGAGAGUGUAUUACCAUCAGUUAUAGGCGUUUUUGAGCAAAGUUGAUGAAUGGUGGCUGUAGUGAAGUCCAAUACGUUCAUUAAAUAAUUCUUCGUAAACAUCGUUUCACAACUAACUUAUCAAUGGAAAUAGGAAGUAAUGUAUGGUCUUACAAGUUAUUCGGUCAAUCAGUCAUACGCAAUACAGAAUGUGGUACAUACGUGCAUCGGUGAAAGUUUCCACACCUUAAUAGCAAAUAGAUAUACCAGAACAGUAUAGGUAGUAAUAAUGUUGGUGGCAGUAGAAAAGACUAGGCAUAAAAUUAACGACUUGAAAAGAAAGUGUGGAUUCAUGUAAUAGAAAAACGUACGAAGUAAUUUGAAGAACUAGAAUUUAAGAAAAAACAAAGAAUUAAUGCACCUACCCUUUACAAAAUAAAUCGUCUUUAAAUUAACUAACUGUUAUAUAUAAAACCUUAUUCAUAAUAUUGGUUAUGUAACUUAUCCUGUUCAUUGGUAUAGUAGUAUGUAUUAUUUUAUUUUAAAUAUAAUACAUAGUUUAUAUUCUUUACAAAAUCAAAUCUCUUAUUUUAAUACUGGGUUGACGCAUGACUUCUUAUAUUUUCAUUGUUGUUGGUAUAUUGAACACUUUCAAAGCAUAUAUCAGUAUAUACUAAUCAUAAUCUUUCUAGGUGAAUAAUUUAAGUUUGUAACUACGUUCAUUUGGUUGAAUGAAACGCCACUUGUGUAUUAUUCAAAUAUAUUAUUAUGAAUAAUCAUAAUAAGUUUUCAUUCUAUUACACUUUCUUAGCUUAUUCGAUCACGUUUACUAUCG
Schistosoma curassoni is the source of this 3835-nucleotide messenger RNA. Lineage: Eukaryota; Metazoa; Platyhelminthes; Trematoda; Strigeidida; Schistosomatidae. The record is from the annotation of a GenBank genome assembly.